Molecule: messenger RNA, 327 nt
Organism: Dentiscutata erythropus
Lineage: Eukaryota; Fungi; Glomeromycota; Glomeromycetes; Diversisporales; Gigasporaceae
Source: the annotation of a GenBank genome assembly
AUGUAUAGCUAUAUAUUUAAUAUUACAAUAUCACUGUAUUUUUUUAAACCUUCUAUAUUAGAUCCUUUGCCAAAUGAUAAUAGAAGUGAAAUAUUACUAAAAGAAAAUAAAGAUAUCUUGGCAAUGUUACAAGAUCAAGAUAUGCAAAAUGAAGAUGAUAAAUCAUCAAUUUCUUCUUUACUAGAAGAUAAUUAUAAUUAUUCUGAAGGGUUUAUAUCAGCUAGCCAAAUGUAUAUAGUAACUUCAAUACCAAUUGCAAAUACAAGCAAAUUUGGAGAAUCUUCAAAUUCUUGGAAUGUAAAUUCUGCAAAUUCUGGUGAUAAUAGA